This is a messenger RNA of Pyricularia grisea, 2196 nucleotides long. RefSeq lists its product as uncharacterized. The coding region runs from base 1 to 2196 and encodes 731 amino acids. The record is from RefSeq and is a predicted model, not a curated record. The transcript has a single exon. NCBI's taxonomy places the organism in Eukaryota, Fungi, Ascomycota, Sordariomycetes, Magnaporthales, Pyriculariaceae.
AUGACAGACCCUGGGCCCCGGCCUUACCCGAAAUACUACAGCGCCCUAGUCCCACAGUUCAUUCGUGUAUUUGAGCUCGAGGCGGGUGGGUUCUCCGACCCUAUAGUUGGACGACUAGUCCCGCAGCCAAUCGAUGGAGAGCCAUACGAGGCCAUCUCGUACGUCUGGGGCGACACGCACGACCGACGCAACAUCACCAUACAAGGGAAAACACUCUCCGUCACUGCGAGUCUGCACGCCGCACUGACUGCCUUUCGACACCUUCCCCUGCCCGACAGCGCUUACGGCAGUGACGGAGACGACGAUGCGUCUUCCAGCCGUCCAGAGAUAGGAUCGGCAAAGUCCGUGGUGCAGCAGCGACGGCGACCCGUGCGACGACUAUGGGCCGACGCGGUCUGCAUCAACCAGGAGGACCUGGACGAGCGCACAUCGCAGGUCGAGCUGAUGGGGCGCAUCUUUGCCGGCGCGCACCGCGUGCUGGCCUGGAUGGGCUGGGAAAAGGGCGCUGAGGGUCGUCAGUACACCCGCGACGCCAUCCGCUUCAUCCACGACUUCAUGCAAGACCCCGAGGGCCGCCUGGCUGAGGCGCGCAUUCUGUUACACCACGACCCGACUGAUCCGCACACAGUCGGCGACCCUGCGGAUGGGACGCUCGCGCUGUUGUCGGAGGAGGACCGUUCUCGGUAUCGGGAGCAGGCUCGCUGGUGGAGUGCCCUUAAAUUAUUCUUUGACAUCGAGUACUUCCAUCGAACCUGGAUCGUGCAGGAGCUCGGCCUCGCGCGGGAAGCCAUUGUGUAUACUGCGCUCUGGCCUGCUGCCAAUACAGAAGAGGGCAAGUCUCAGCCGCUGGAGCUGUACUCGGUCGACUGGCCCCUUUUGGGGCGGUUCGUCAAGUUCUUGGACUACAACGCCGCGUCGCUCGUGACCCACCUCGGCAUACUACUCUGGGUGGCACACCACAUUCUGAUGAUUUGGGAGAUCAAAGAGGACGGCACGCCCGCCUGCGAUUUUCUCACCGGUAUGCAUUGGGCGCGCAUCCUUGGCGUGACGGAUCCGCGAGACCGCGUCUACAGCCUGCUCGGUCAUCCACUCGCCGUCAUGGACGGUGUGCCCGUCAUCAAGCCCGAUUACACUGUAACGCGGGGCAUCGUAUACACAAAACUGGCUGCCACCUUUAUCCAAAAGACGAAGAAUCUCUACGUCACUGCCCUAGUCGACCACGAAGAGGACGUUUCUGUUGAGGAGAGAGAUUGGGAUCCCGACGAUGAGAGUAGGAUGCCCAGCUGGGUGCCGGACUGGCAUAGCAUCAACAGGACCACGCCACUGAGCUACUCCGUUGCACCGGCCCAGGAAGAGGACGCCGAAAUCCGUAUUGAAGGUGAAAUACAAGGCACAAAGGGGAUGCCCAUGCCGCAUCUCCUCGUCCGGGGCUGGUUGGUUGACGAGAUAGCCGCCGUGUCGCAUCGCAUGGAGACGGCUGACUUCCCCGUGACUAACCUCGCGCGAGAGCAAGCCAAGAAGAACCCCUUUUGGCUCGACCGCCUGUGGUCUGUCGUUUUCCCCGCCGAAGGUCCCGCGGGUCGCAACGCCCUCGAGGUUCUGGAGUCGCUCUCCCUGGCCCUGCCGCUUGGCACAAGGGAGAAGGACGAGCCGAUGACGACAGCAGGCUCUCAGCAGCCGCUAGCAGAGCAUCGACAGUCAUUCGCAGCGUACGUGCUAGAGUACCACGAGUUACUACGCGCGGUGUCCGAAUCCCGCGGCGGCGGCGACACCAUUAGCUACCUACCAGCCCGGUCGCUACUCGACACCCUGCCGCCCGACGCGCAAGCCGAGAUUCGCCGCCGCGCAGAAGGUGCGACGGGCGAGAGGUUCGUGGAGUGCAUGACAUGGCCUUCCAUGUGUCGGGUCGUGUACCGGACAGCGUCGGGCCUCGUCGGCAUGGGCUCCCGCGUCACGCGUCCGGGCGACCUGGUGUGUCGCGUGCGGGGCUCACCAGCCUUGAUGACGCUGCGUCGCAUUCAGGGUAGCGUAGGGUUUAGUAAUACCGCAACGGUUGAGUCGGACGCUGGAGCGGACGACGAUGUGACUAUCUCUUGCGCACAUGUUGCGCCCACCAUCGUCCCGGAGCGCAUGGUUCGAGGUGUCACGGAUGGUGGGGAGUUUGGCGAGAAACCUGCCAAGUUUCGCAUAAUAUAA